AUGAUCACGCGAAGGACCAAAGCGCGAUCUACUCCUGAGGAGGAAACUGCAGGUAGGAGCAGUACGCGAAGACGUCUUUUUUGAUUCAAGCUACUGAAAGCAAAGUCGGACUGAGUUUGUUGAAGAGAAAUUGUGUUGGUUUUCCACCCUCAUAAAUGUAAUCUUCAGGUCGAAGAGGAAGAGGGUUUCACACUUCCGAGAGUGAUAAGAACCCGACCCGACUGGAAGCGCCUCACACUCCUGACUUUGAUCGAUCAUUGCAAAACUCAACACGUGGUAUGAUGCAGUUCGAAGCAGUAGCUGCAGGAAGAUGCGCGCACUAGUUUUACUGUUCUUGUAAUAUGAGCUAGUGUGUGUGCUGACUUUGGUCGAUCAUUGAAUGAGGCGUGUCGUGACUGACUCAGUUGUCCUGUUAUUCAGAGCAGUAACUGUAUGAAGACGCGCGCACUUUGCUUGCAGCUAGUGCAGCAGGGCUUCAGGGUUUACUGUCGUCAAUCGGGUUCUAGGGUUUAGAACUUUCUUUAGUUUCAUCUUUUUCACUCAUUUGUUGUAAUUGUAAGGCUACUACGGAACCCUGAACGAGACGGAUUACGAACAAAGCUGCGCAGAGUUCAUGCCGCAUAAGUAAAACGAUAACGAAGCAACUUAUAAAUCAAGCUUUAUGAUUAAGAACCAUCAAGUGGUCGGAAGAUAAUAUUUUUUUGAAGUGCUGGUUGGAAGUAGAAUUCAUCACAUUCACAAGCCAAGAGUGGCUUUGCACAUCAGAGAAGAUAUCAACACAGGCCAAGAAGUGGACAUAAAAUGUUUCGCAAAGAGUGCCUCUGCGCAGGCGAAAGCCAGACACGGACAAAAUUGUUAUCUUGCUGAACGGGGCAAAGCUACCGCCUCUCAACUUUGCUACUCAUUGCUGCUGUUUACUGUUCUAGCCCGUUGCCUAGGUGUCGG
Molecule: messenger RNA, 945 nt
Organism: Amoebophrya sp. A120
Lineage: Eukaryota; Dinophyceae; Syndiniales; Amoebophryaceae
Source: the annotation of a GenBank genome assembly